Molecule: messenger RNA, 7501 nt
Organism: Patiria miniata (bat star)
Lineage: Eukaryota; Metazoa; Echinodermata; Asteroidea; Valvatida; Asterinidae
Gene: cttnbp2
Product: cortactin-binding protein 2-like
Molecular function (GO): protein binding; ATP hydrolysis activity; ATP binding
Source: RefSeq, a predicted model, not a curated record
AUUAGUCGCUGGUAUCAGUCAACGUCCGUGUACGUAAAGUUUUGGGACUUGUUCAAGAACAACAUAAACACGUUCAUCAUCGGCGUCGUCGGGAGUGUUUAUUACGAAUUUUCAGCCCACGAAACUCUUUGCUAGUGACUCAUCAUUGUGUUCUGCCAUGUGUGUAAAAUGACAGCUCCCUCAAGGUUUUACUCGGGACAUCGUGUCUCUCGGUGACUGGCGGACUGGACUGGAAGUUAGCAGUUUGAAGCAACUCCGCUGCUGAAUUUUCCCGGGAAAAAGUGAUGAAUCAAUUAACGUCGCAGGGAGCUACCCAACAGUGGAUGAUUUAGACUGCCCUGAGUUUGAACCAUGUCCGGAGCGGUAGGUUUGCUGGCUGAGAUUACCGUGGACCAGUUUGGCAGCUGCGGCUUAUCCAACCCAACGUCAACUGUGACCCCAUCAACAACCUCUGGUAUUAGCACGGACUCCACCCAGAAAGCAUCCAGGGGCAUCAUGAACUUCAGCAAGUCGGACCUGCUGCGUCUGCUGGGGUUACUGGAAGCCGAGCUGCAGGCCAGGGAGUUAGUCAUUGCCAGCCUCAAGGCUGAACGCACCAAGCUCCUGCGUCCCGCUAGCAGCCAGCAGCGCUACACCGUAGCAAACCCGUACACAGCUCUGGGCCGAGACCUGGACGGCAACGGUAACAGCAACAACAGUAGCAGCUUCGGCGGCAGUGAGGAAGACAGCAAGGAGGACAAGCAGGGCAACGCCCUGGCCUACCUGGAGGCCAUGGUGGCCAAGCAUAAGAAAGCUGAGACUGAGAUGAGACAGCAGGUGGAAGGGUUGAAGGAGAGCCAUGCUAAGAUGGUAACAGAACUGGACGAGGAGAAGCAAAAACAUGCCAAUGAUACAGCUCAGGGAGAUGACGUCACCUACAUGUUGGAAAAGGAAAGAGAGCGACUUGCACAACAGCUUGACUUUGAAAAAGCUCAACAGAAGAAGUUGGAGAAAGAGACCAAGAGGUCUCAAGCAGCUGUGGUCCAGGAACGCAAGAAGCACCUCCAGUUUGCCAAGGUCAUUCUCGAUGAGCGCAAGGUUCUCCUGAUGGAGCUCGGCGCGAUGAAACAGAGGAUGGAAGAGCUGGAGGACUUGAUGAUUGUCAAGGAAGCCCAGCUGGCCAGCGCCAAGGGCUGCCUUCACAAGGAGAGGAAGCACCUCACCAAAAUGGAAGCCGGGAUGGAGAAGCGGCUUUCCGAGUUUGACAUGGAGCGUGAGCAGCUCCGGGCAAAGCUCAAACGAGAGGAAAACAGGACGCGAGAGCUCAGAGAAGAGCUGGACACAGCCAGCAACUGCAUCAAUGACUUACAGCUGGCCCUGGCAGAAGCAGGGCACACUGAUGCUUCCAACGGGAACCAAGAGAAUCCCACCUCUGCCACCAACGGUAGAGACAUCAGGGGAAAGCCUCUAGGGAGGGUAACAGGGUCUCCGAUUCCAGCUGCCAAUGCAAGCAGGAUUGGUACACCAAGAGGAAUGAGGACCCCACCACGAUAUGACAAAUCUGAGAGCUCCUCUUCUGGGUCUGAGGAGUUGUGUAGUCCCCUGAGUCCCGUGACCUCCAUCGUUAAGCCUGUGGCAGGAAAACCCAAGAAAAGUGGCUACCAACCUCAAUAUGGAACAACUGGGAAACAAGCCGAUACAAGGAGUGUCGAAAGUGAUAAUGGAAAAACUGAGGUUAAGACAUCUGCCAAGCAGAAGGGUUCCUUAUUGUAUUCAAAAGGGAAUGGAAAGACCUUGAGUCCAGCCACAAGUCUUGAUCGAUUGAACAGAGCCAAUACAUCAUCUCCCCCACCUCAGAGAGGGAGUAAGAUCCCAUCCAGUACAGGGAGUGCUGCAAGGGCUUCCUUGAUGUCACCGCAGCAAAACAGGAAAGGAUCUGGGGAAAUUGAGAGGCCGAGCCCAAGGCAGCCAAUCACACCUUCUCCCAAACCUACAGCAACUAAUUUAGUGAGGCCUACGGCUCUCAGUAGCUCCCCGUUCAUGAAGGCAGUUGAUGCCUUCAAGGCUGGUCCAAAGAAAGCUAUACCAGGGCUUCCAGGAGUGCAGCAGCAACCAUCUGCCGUCCCCUUUCACUCCACUGCCAAAACAGGUUCUCCCAGUGUACCGAAAGCUGCCGUAUCUCCCCUGGUGAAUACAGCUAGGAAGCCACAGACCUCUAAGCCACCAACACCAACCCAGCCAACAGCACCUGUCUCCAGAACAAACCCACCAAGUCCUUCAGGCAGCAUCACUCCAACUGGAGCAGUUCCCAGUACACAGCCUGCUCCAAAGUCGGGUGCCCAGCCACCCGUGUUCACGCCCCCGGUCAAGCGCACCGUCUCACCACGAGGUACCCCACCACCAGUACCACCCAACAAGCCUACUCUCAUCCCUCAAAAGACUAACGCUUCUUCUUCAUCAUGCACUUCUACUACCACAAUCACUUCUCCCGCUACCACGCCACUCAGCAAAUCUGAUGCCAACAAGAACGUGUCAAGCCCCUUGCAGUCCCCUCCGGUCUCAGUGCGGAGGUCCGACUCCCUAGUGGAGGCCCGUAGACAGUUCUACACCAAUAAGCUGAGUGGUGGUCAAACUAACCUGCGGGGCGGCCUGGAUAACCAACUGCUAAUCAGUGCUAACAACAAUUCCAACAACUCAAACGCUAUUGACACUCUUGCCAUUGACACUAACGACGAUUUUCUUUACGACGCCGGCGAGCAGCUUGGCCCGCCCUUGCCAAACCACGCCCAAGCCGCGCCCACUGCACAGAAAUCCACAACCCAGGUGGGUGCGGACAUGCAGUCAGUUUUAAAGUACAGCGAAGCCCCGCCCAUUCAUAGCGAUCAUGGCUUUUACCAUAACACCCUAGGGCCACGUCCUGAAGGUAGCGCCCCUGUUAUAGCCCGGCUUCCCCCUUCCACUGCCUCCGCAAGUUCCCCACUUCACCUGGCCGCAGUGGAAGGGGACACCGCCACCAUCUGUAGAUUAAUAGAAGAGAACCACAGCCCCGCGACCAGAGAAAUUGAUGGCUCUACCCCUGUACACGCUGCGGCCGAGCACGGCCAAUUAGAUUGUUUAGAAUUACUUUUAGACCUCGGAGGCGACGUCAACCUAACGAGAACGGACGGCGUCUCACCCCUACACAGCGCUGCCGGACAAGGGCAUGCUGGAUGCUUGAAUGUCCUACUUGAGAGAAACUGUAACCCCUGUACCCCAGACGCCCUAGGCUGGUACCCACUCCACUGGGCAGCAGCUAACGGUCAUGCAGACUGCGUCAGAAUCCUUAUUGACUGUGGAGCACCUAGAGACUGUCUCACAAAGGGUGGAUGGAGCCCUUUGCACUGUGCCGCCAAAUACAACCGAACCAGAUGCCUGCAAAUCCUACUCUACCACCCCCAUCCCACCGCUGACACCGAAACCCAACCAGACAACAGCCAAUCAGCUGCUAGGGUUGUAUCAUGUGACCUACUCAACAUGGCAGACCAGGAGGGAUGGACUGCCGCCCACGUGGCGGCGUCCACGGGACAAAAAGAAUGUCUUGAGGCGCUGUGUGACUACGGCGACCUGAACCUUGACGCCCGAGACAAAUGGCGGAGAACUCCGAGUGAUGUUGCCGUCGACGCUUGCAAAGAGUUCCUCUCAAGUCUAGAGGGGAAGAAAGUACGAGUUUCGAUCGACCUCGGAGGAAACACCAGCAACAUGCUCAGCAACCAGAGGGAAGAAAACAAGUGCUAUGUCAUAGGUCAGCUGACUGUACGACCCGGAAUGACCUGGGUGACCUUUGACCGCUGUAUGGCAUCAGUUCUGUCCAAUCACUCCCGGGAUUUAGAAGGUUGCGCUCGGUUGAAAUCGGACACUGAUAAUGAGAGUGAAGAAGGCUCUGAUUCCUGCCUGGAUCUGGGGCUGAGUGCCAACAGCAUCAAGUCAUAUGUGGCAGGUAACUUGCAGUGGUCACCGGGUGAGGGUCCACAGACCAUGCAGCCUUAUGAGAUGUUUGGCUUGACCCCUGAGGUCACGGUCCAUCUCUGUGGUAUUGACGUCGGACGACUGGACCAGAUUGCCUACGAGACGCUCAUCCCGACGACCAUCCUGCAAAAUUAUGUCCGAUUGAUUGAGCAGUACAAGAGUGUUGUAUUCUAUGGCCCAUCUGGCACUGGCAAGACACUGUUAGUAUCGCGGCUUGCAGAGUAUGUCAAGAACAAACAGCAGCAACUGAACGUCAAGAGCACGAUCAACCACAUCUCACUACAUUCCAAGCUAACUCAGCAAGAACUCACCAAGUUACUAUGCAACAAUGGUGUUUUUAUCCAAACCUCUGACAUCGCAACACCCAAAGCAAUACCAAUCCUAGUACUAGACAACCUGGACAAGUCCACUCUGCCGGUGUUGUCAGACCUGCUGAAGGGACUAGAGCAUAGAGGCUCACAGCAACCCAUCGCACUGUCACCCCUGCAAGGGAGUGGGCAAUUCCACCUUCAUCCUGAGUGUAUCGUGAUUGGCACCAUGGACAAAAGCAGCUCCGGCUUGGAUCUAUCCACCCAGCACUGUUUCCGUUGGGUCCACCUCCACCACGACAGGGAACCGGUGGCCAGCACCUUACCCCGCUACCUACUACGACGUCUCAUCAGCCGUGCCGGCGGCCGGCUCCCCGCAGCCGAGGACCCGGCCUACCGGGCCAUGGAGUGGAUCUGCAACGUCUGGCAGCGACUCAACGACUGUUUCCUGCGGCUCAAGCUCAAGCACACUGUGCUGGGCCCUAGGCACUUUCGGGCGUGCCCUGUGGACUCAGAAGGGCCCAACUCGGUAUUCAGAUGGUUUUGCUUGUCUUGGAACCACGCCAUCGCACCGCAGAUCGAGGACACGCUCCGCAGAAAGAACUCUGCCAACUCGCACAACUACCAGCGUCUGGUCAGCACUACGCUCUACGUCUUGCUGCAGAGGGCCGUCUUCCCUGGGUGUCCCUUCAUGGGGGAAGAAGCAGAUGAUUACAUGUCCAGUUUCCGGGGAGUCAACGAACUCUUAGCUCAGCUGUCCUCACAAAAAACUAACAGUCUCAAACGCUCACCACGGCGGAGUAAAAGUCUCGAUCGCAGUAAGACAAGCAACAAAGCGGCGUUGAUGGCAAGCAAACAGCAGUCUGCUUUGGAUCUAGAUGGUCAUCAUUCAGAUAUGCAUCGCAGCACAAGAUCGAUGAUACCAAGACGCGUCCCAAAACUGCAGGCUAAAAUGACCAGUGACAGUAAUAGCAACCCGGUCAGCUCAAUCCAGCCUGAUCUGAUCCCCUCCUCUCCCAUCGAAGACAAGGAUCUCCUGGAAUCUCUCCUGCAGCUCCAGGGAGUCCCCGUGGACUCCAACUUGGACCAGCUGACCCAGCUUCACGAGAAUCUCCUCAUGGGCAAGAAGCCCGGAGGGAGGGUCGUCGGUGGAGGCAAGAGGAAAACAGAGGGUCAGGGGAAGGGAGAGAAACAGAUGAAGAGACCAAGCCCCGAGGAUGGGUCAGCAUCGGCGACGUCGUCGGGAGCGGCCACGGGACGGCACGAGAAGUCGCGGAAGAGGAGCAAGGAUGAAGACGGGGUGUGGGACGUCUGGGAAGAAACGGUUUAGCUAGAUCGACUGUUCAGGCUCUCGAUUAUGGGUCUCAAAAGUAUGUGCACAAAACAGGGAUACCACACAUGUCCAAGUACUUGGAUCAUUCUGUAAAUUUAGGGCCAAUAGUCUGACAUUCUUUCCUGUCCCUGUUUCCUUGAUACUUUGUGAUGUGCCAUUCAAGAAUCAUUAAAACUACAUUUGUACUUCAGACAAUGUUUUUAUUUGUUGGGUAGGUAGUUUGCAAGUCAUAAUCACUCUGGAAGGAUAGGAGUUCAUCAGAAUUAUAAAAUCACAGAUGUCAGAUGGGACAGGGGGAAAAGUGAACCCGAUUUAUAGAAUGAUCUAUAUGCACUAGGACACAGAGUCAAGUUCGACUGAGUUCGACAGUAGAAUGCAGUAACGAGGAACACCACUAAAGUAAACAUUUGGCUGUAAGGAACAUCUCCAUUGCUCCAAUUUUUACCUACAAUUAUGGAGCAUUGGCAGCCGAAAAUCACUGUAACAAAUGACCAGUAAACGGAACAACCUUAUUGUAACAAUUUGUGUCAUUACCAUUCAAGCAUACAUGUACCUGUGUCAGGGUGGGCGUCCAAACUUUCAAAUACCUACUCAGUCAACGUACCAGUAGUCUUGGUGUUAAGGCUGUAUUUCCAGCAUGCUUCAGGACUCCGAUUAGCUCUGUACUGAAAAUCCAUCUCGCUGGAAAAAUUGAAAAUUCUCUGAGAGUGUUUAAACCAGGCACACCUUGGUUUGAAUUGAUAGUUAGAAACUCACCACACAGCGUGAAACUCAUGUUCCUUGAAAAAUAACAAACGAAUGUGAAACACUGUUUAUGUUGUUAGUAUGCCUUCUGAUGUCAACAUUCCAUGGAGUCAAACGGAUUUCACUAAGGGACUGCACGCAAAUUCAAUUGAGUUUCGCAGUUUUCAUUCAAUUUUGUGGUGUAGUGCACUUCUAUUUAAAAAAAAAAGAAAGCUAUUACGUGCUGUGCCAACUAUGAAAGAUUGGAUGCAUUCAAUACGUUUGAUACUGUGAGUUCUCACUUCAUUCAAAUUCCAACAAUGGAAAAAUCUUGAAAGAAAAAAAAAUAAUAAUUUUACAGAGCAUUCAUGAAAUUCCUGAGGCAGCUCUCCUUUGUCGUAUAUGCAUGACCUUGAUAGUCUGAUAACCAGACUUCUAUGCCAAUAACAAUGCCUUCCAUUUUUCAGCUUCUUGUAUCCCACCUUUUUUACUGACUAUCUGUAUGCUGCAUUGUUCUUUUAAGGCAAAAAGAAAAUGUUUUAUACCAUUUCUACAAUUUUGGAUAUUGAAAAACAAGAAAGAGAUCAGUCAAUUCAGAAACUAUUAGACAAAAACAUGUGCCUAUCUGUGGAACAGAAUGCCUUCAUUUCCAGAUCUUUCAAAAGCACUGAUUUUAAGUGGCAGUUUUUACCUCUCGUCAGUUUUUUAUAGAAGCAAAUUUAAAGGAUCAACAGUUGCUGAUUCUUCCACAUAUCACGUGACCAGAUCUGGGAAGACAAAUUUAUGCAAAGUUUCAAAACCGUUUUAACGUGAGCACAAGACUCAUUGGUAUAUUUUGUUUCACUGUAGGCUUAUUGCAUUUUAAGAGCUUGUUUAAUGUCUAAGUUAAUGUCUCAGUAGCAUGUUUACUUUCCCAGAUUUGGUCACGUGUAACAUUUCUGUGGUUGAUCAGUAGGGUAACAAUCAAUGUUCUAUUUUGGUGUAAUUGUACAAAAAUCAAGACUUUUGACAAAUGAUCAGCCAUACAAAGUCUUCUCAUCAAUGUAGCCUAAGCACUGCAUGCCUUCCUUUGCUAGUUGGAAUUUUUUUUCCACACUCAAAAGAUUUUGAACAUUUUGUAGUAGAACUUGAUACAAAUUACAGUAAUUUGUUU